This is a messenger RNA of Caretta caretta (loggerhead turtle), 760 nucleotides long. It is a transcript of the gene GIMD1, whose product is annotated as GIMAP family P-loop NTPase domain containing 1. Gene Ontology annotation, molecular function: GTP binding. The record is from RefSeq and is a predicted model, not a curated record. Lineage: Eukaryota; Metazoa; Chordata; Testudines; Cheloniidae.
GUUCUGAGCAUGUGUGACUUCAGUUGGUGGUGGGGAUCCUGGGCACUUCUGAAAAUCCAGUUCAUGGUGACAAACAGUCCCAGGUGUGUGGACAAAGGCAGAUACAAUGUCUGACACCGAUGAGAUGACCAUCAAUCUUCUCUUGGUUGGAAGGACCCAGAGUGGCAAAAGUGCUGCUGGGAAUAGCCUUCUGGGCAGCUCUGACUUUGACAGCCAUCUAUCCCCAAGCUCUGUGACCACAUGCUGCAGUCUCGGAUGCAGCUGCCGCAUCUCAGGCUUCACACGCCGAAAUGGCUACGAGCUAGCCCUGCGGGUUCAUGUCAUGGACACUCCAGGGUAUCCUCACAGCAGCCUGAGCAAAGAAGAGGUGCGGCAAGCGGUGAGGGCAGCUCUGGCUCAGCACUUUGGAGAGGAGGGCCUUCACCUAGCACUCUUGGUCCUGAGAGCUGACUUACCUCUUUGUGAAGAAGAAAAUCAUCACACAAUUCAGCUAGUCCAGGAACUUCUGGGUCCCACAUGGAAAAACUUCACUGCAAUUCUAUUUACGCACGCAGAUAAGGUAGAAGAGGCAGGAUUAAAUGGAGACCAAUACUUUCAUAUUGCCUCAGAUGCCCUGUUAAACCUUUUGAGCUCAGUACAACAGAGAUACAUUUUUGUAGACAACCAGGCAAACACACUCCAACAGGAAAGAAAAACAAUCUUAAGAAAAAUCAUGGAAUUUAUAAGAAAAAAUAGUUACCAAGUGCUUCUAGUUAAAUAA